Messenger RNA from Prorocentrum cordatum, 2175 nucleotides. Lineage: Eukaryota; Dinophyceae; Prorocentrales; Prorocentraceae. The record is from the annotation of a GenBank genome assembly.
UUCAAAAUGGAGAUCUCGUGUUGGCGGCGCACACGUUCGCUCUACGAGUUUGCAACAUCUUGCCUCAUGCCACGAUGGCUCAAGACAGCUCUGCCUGAGCAGUGUUGCGUCGGGCUCGCCCCAGCCAGCCACCACGCACCAAACCACCCCAACCCAACCCGAAGGUAGUCAGCCAGCCGGGCUCACGCCUGAGACCGCAACUGUCCAGGCGCCGCCGGGCGGGUCCACCGUUGCUCACUUGCAGGGGCCAGAGCUGCAGCAGCGCGGCCCCGGGCGGAUGAGCUCCGACGCUCUGCUCGGGGGGCAGCACCUUCCUCCGGGCCAGCGCGAGCGGUGCGGCGAGGUGGCGUGUCGGGCAUCCUCGGCCCUGAGGCACUGGUGGAAGGUGACCACGAGCACUGAGUACUUCGCAUCGCUGGAACGCCGGGUGGUUCUCAAGCUGGUCGUCGCGGUCGUCACAGAGGCCUUCGGCAUCGUCUCCGCGAGCGGCGCGAGUUGGGAUCAUACUUUAGGGAUUUGCGCUGUGGUGCCUCUCUGUCUGUUCCCUAUUCCCUACGACUCCCUCUGUCUCGACAUCUUCAUGGCGGCCUGGAACUUUGUCUACUGUUAUAUGGUCUCUUUGCCAGGCGGGUUGCUUUGGAUGAUUCUCGUUAUUGGUUGGAUGCGCGCAGGAGGUAUACACUCAUUCGCCCUGGUUCCAUUCCUGCUGCUGCCACUGGGAGAGAGAGACUUGAUCGAACGGGAUUAUGGCUGCAGCGGCUUAGAUCUGCAGUCUUUCGUUGCUAUAACCAUUCUCGCUGUCGUUUGGGCGUUCGUGGCUGAGUGGCAGCAGGUCGAUCACUUCUACAGGCUGCAGGAGUCUACCGAGGUAAGUCAGCUUCUGCUCGGCCAGGCAACUAGUGGUUUUUGCACCUUGCUCCGAGAGUCUGGUGUCGUCAGUGAUGCCAGCAGCGCGUUGAUGGAGAAUCUGGGCAUGGGCAUCGAGGGUGCGACUGUAUACGACUUCGUCGCUCCUGACGAUUGUGCGAAGGUCGCGAGCCUCCUCCGUCAUCGAGACACCCUGCCACCCAGCCCCAUCCUCUGCACGCUCCACAGGAAGCCAAUCAUGACGGGGGCGCCCGGCGCCCAGUUCGAGGCCAAGCUGGUCCCUUACGCAGUCUCCGAGAGUGGAAUCAAAGUGUGCCUGCUGAAGCUGGGGGACAUCAGGAGGGCCCUCUGGCGGCCCCCGCGGACCGGGAGUACGCGGCGGCCGCCCGCGCCGCCGAGGCCCCCCGCGCGCCCGAGGGCGGCGGCGCGCUCGAGGACCUGCGGCAGAGUGCGCCGAGAGCGCCGUCGGAGCACGGCACGGAGACGAGCUUCGCGAUCACCGCGAGCUCCCGGGCGGCCGCCGUGAGGUCCGUCGCCGUGCAGGCGAGCCCCCCGGCGCGCCCGCCGAGGCUGCCAGAGGUGGCGAAGCCGUCGGCCCCAAAACGCAUGGGCCUGCAGCAGGGCCGCCGUGCGCGCGGGCGCCCCCAGGUCCGGCUCAACACCUCGAUGCGCCAGGUGCCGGGGUUUGAGGAGACGCCCUUGCCAAGCAGGGCUGCACGCCUGAUGGACGCCAUGGAAGGCAUCAACGCGUGCGGCCGAGGUUGCUGCGAAUUCCACGUCAGCGUGGCCGCUGCGAGAAAGGUCCUCGACAUGUUCAAUCGGGAGGAGUGCGAGGCCAUGGAGUUUUUCAGCCAUCAGUGUCCGGAUUGUCUCGUCCUGGUCGACCCGAAGGAUGGCAGCACGCUGCAAGAGUGCGAAACGUGCGAGUCUCGGAUGUGCCCUGUGCCGCUGAUGUCCGGCUCCACGACGACUUUCGGCAAUUCGGACGAAGUACCCCCGCAGGCCCAAGAGCGUGCACCUAGCAAAGAGGCCUCUGUUUUCAAGGUCGUAUUCGACCGAAGAGACGGGGCUAUGCUCGGGGUUGAAGUCUGCAUCAAGAAUGAUACGGCACUGGUGGUCGGGGGGGUGAAGGAUGGGCUGGUCCAGCAGUGGAACGACAGUAACACAGAAGCGGAGGUCAGACGCGGCGAUCAUAUAAUAGGGGUGAACGGCAUUUCAGACAACCCGAGGCAGAUAUUGGCCGAGUGCGGUGAGAACACAGUCUUGGAGUUGACCAUUCGCAGAGGCGGACCCGUGGAGUGAAAAAAG